AUGGUUGAUAGUGGUGCAACUCACAAUUUCAUCCAUACUAAGGUAGCUCAUUUUCUUAACCUUGCACUUGAGCCCACCUCUAGUCCAUUAAGAGUCAUGGUGGGUAAUGGGGAAUUCUUACCUUGCACUACUUUUUGUCCUAAGGCCCACAUUACAUUAGCCUCUCUCGAAUUCCUUAUUGAUCUUUACCCCUUGGAUCUCUCUGGCACUGAUGUAGUAUUAGGGGUUCAAUGGCUUACUCAAGUUAGCCCAUUCAUUAUGGAUUAUAACGGGCCCUUCAUGAGAUUUAUGUGGGAGGGUAAGAUGAUAGAACUCAAGGGAGAACAAGGUCCAAACCCUACACCUAUAACAGCCCACCAACUUAAAUGCCUACAACACACCAACAGAGUAGAAGCACUUUUUCAACUUAAACUGGAACCUUCUCCAUCCAUCCAUUCUCCUACUUCACAUAUACCUCCUUUGCCUUCUAAUACUGCUAUCCCUUCAUCUUCUACUCCCCAACUAAAAAACUUAAUCACCACCUACUCUGUUUUAUUUUCCCCGCCAACCACCCUUCCCCCAUCUCGUUACACCGACCAUUCCAUCAACCUUUUACCCAACACUGCUCCCAUUUCAGUGCGCCCUUACCGAUACCCCCAUUUUCAGAAGCAAGAAAUUGAGGUCCAGGUUCAAAAGAUGCUGGACUCGGGGUUCAUUACGCCAAGCACAAGCCCUUAUUCUUCCCCUGUUCUUCUUGUCAAGAAGAAAGACGGUACAUGGCGAUUUUGCGUCGAUUAUCGCGCACUCAACGCUGUCACCGUUAAAGACAAAUUUCUGAUUCCUACAGUCGAUGAGCUUUUGGAUGAACUUGGUAAUGCUACAUGGUUCUCGAAACUAGAUCUUUUCUCGAGUUUUCACCAAAUCCUGAUGUUGCCUACUGAUUCCUCUAAAACGGCAUUCCGCACCCAUAGCGGCCACUUCGAGUUCAAAGUCAUGCCUUUCGGAUUGUGCAAUGCACCAUCCACCUUUCAAGCUACCAUGAAUGACUUUUAUGGUACUGCAUAUUUUCUUGGAAAAUUUACUAUCCGCGUCAUAUUUUCUGUGCAGUCUGCUGAUUUCUUUCGAGCUGACAAUCCUGAAGGUGUGGUAGCACGUAAUGAGGUAGCCAAGAUGGCAUUUGAAGAUAUGAUAUCUUGGAUGCAAGAAGGGGGCCAGGUUGGGAUAUUUGAUGCCACAAACAGUAGCAAGCAGCGAAGAAACAUGCUCAUGAAACUGGCUGAAGGUAGAUGCAAGAUCAUUUUUUUGGAAACAAUAUGCAAUGAUGUAGACAUAAUUGAGAGGAAUAUACGCUUUAAAAUUCAGCAAAGCCCUGACUAUGCCGAAGUACCAGAUUUUGAGGCUGGGUUGCGGGACUUCAAAGAACGUGUAGCCUAUUAUGAGAAGGUUUAUGAGACAGUAGAAGAAGGAUCUCACAUAAAAAUGAUUGACAUGGCCAGUGGACAUGGAGGGCAAAUACAAGUGAACAAUAUCAGUGGCUACCUACCUGGUCGGAUAGUCUUUUUCUUGGUAAAUACACAUCUUACACCUCGCCCAAUAUUACUUACCCGGCAUGGAGAAAGUCGGUUUAAUGUGAGAGGCAGAAUUGGAGGAGACUCUGCAUUAAGUGAGGCUGGAGAACUUUAUAAGAAGAAGCUUGCUAAAUUUGUUGAAAAGCGUCUCAAAUCAGAACGAGCUGCUUGUAUAUGGACUAGUACACUGCAGCGAACAAUUUUGACAGCAGGACCAAUUGUUGGAUUUCCCAAGAUACAAUGGCGUGCACUUGAUGAGAUAAAUGCUGGUGUGUGUGAUGGCAUGACAUACGAAGAGAUCAAGAAGAACAUGCCAGCGGAGUACGAAUCACGCUAUAAGGACAAGCUUAGGUAUCGUUAUCCUCGUGGAGAGUCUUACUUGGAUGUUAUUCAAAGGUUAGAACCUGUAAUUAUUGAGCUUGAGCGGCAACGGGCACCUGUUGUUGUGAUAUCUCACCAGGCAGUUCUGAGGGCAUUAUAUGCUUAUUUUACUGACAGGCCUUUGCAAGAAAUUCCAGAUAUUGAGGUGCCCCUCCAUACAAUAAUAGAGAUAAACUUGGGAGUUACAGGUGUGGAAGAGAAAAGAUACAAACUAAUGGACUGAAAGAAUAGCUGGAGGAGAGAAGAAUCUUGGGGGAUGGAAUAGAUUUAAGUGACCAUUUUUGGUUUUAUAUGAGAAAAAAUAACUAUUGUCAUGUAUAUUGUAAAAUCCUGAACGAAAAACCCCUUUUAAUAAUUUAUAUGAGCAUCCUUUAGUUCUAGUUUGGAGAA
Vigna umbellata (rice bean) is the source of this 2318-nucleotide messenger RNA. The record is from RefSeq and is a predicted model, not a curated record. Lineage: Eukaryota; Viridiplantae; Streptophyta; Magnoliopsida; Fabales; Fabaceae.